Peronospora matthiolae is the source of this 195-nucleotide messenger RNA. The record is from the annotation of a GenBank genome assembly. NCBI's taxonomy places the organism in Eukaryota, Oomycota, Peronosporomycetes, Peronosporales, Peronosporaceae.
AUGUCGCUUGGUUGCGCGGCCGGCACGAGAGAUGGUACGGCCGGAAGCGUCGCCGCGCCACCUGUUAUCGCUGCAGCGGCUGUAUCCACCAAGUCUGACGGACACCACAAGUGGCAACUGUGGGGACAUUUGUUCCUGUUGGUGGUAGAGUCUCCAUGCUACGAUUUAGUCCUCCGGGAACAUACAGACGGUUGA